Molecule: messenger RNA, 1371 nt
Organism: Prunus armeniaca (apricot)
Lineage: Eukaryota; Viridiplantae; Streptophyta; Magnoliopsida; Rosales; Rosaceae
Source: the annotation of a GenBank genome assembly
AUGGUUCGUCGAGAGGCUCAACGCCAUAUUACUAUGUUUGGAUUUGGCACGAAGAUUGGGGAAUCUGCUAUUGUGUUUGCUUCCAAAAACACUGCUUUGAGACAUACAAUCGACACCUGUUGGGCAUUGCACGAGGUACCAGAUUGGGAGAAGGAGCGGAGGCAUUUAAAAAGGGAACAACUAGAUAGCGAAGCUCAUGUGACUGUUGCCCCCACUUCUGUGGUUGACAUCACCACUAGGCACAACCACCUUGCUACUACUCCUCCUCCAACUUUGACCGCGGUAUCAAGCAUUCCAACACCUUCGCCUCCAAGUAACUUUGGCAAGGCUUUCCAUGCUUAUGAUACCCGCGAUAUAGGUUGGAUUAUUGAUUUAGGAGCUACUGACAAUAUGACGUAUAAUUCUGCUUUAUUCUCUACUAUUCUUCCGCCUCAUCGUGAUCAUGUUCUGAUUGCUAAUAAUGCCGCUGCUCUUGUCGCGGGGUCUGGUUCUGUACUCUUGACACCUACUUUACCAUUAGACAAAGUGAUAUCCAGACUCGGGGAGAUCUUUGGUCGUGAUACUAAAAAAGGGGGGUUUAUUAUGUGGAUGAUGUGGCAACUAAUCGGGUUCUUCGUGCUAGUAGCGCCGAAACUUCUCAGCAUCGCUGGAUUUGGUGGCUAUAUUACCGAUUUGCUAUACAGUCUAUCUCUUGAAUCGUCUACCUUGAAGAGUUUUGGAUUUCCAAACUCCUAUGCAGUUGUGUCGUCUAUGUUCACCUCCAUCAGAAUCAAAGGAGUAAGCUGGACCAAUGUGCUAUUCGCUGUGUCUAUCUGGGAUGAAGUGUUCUUCUCUGAUACACCCGAGCAUGUCCUUCAAGGGGAGACUAGUAGCGAAAGACAUAACUGGCUAGAUUUACUAGGGGGAGUAGUAUUGGAUAGUUUGAUACAAAGGGAAGAACCGACCGAACCUGUUGAACCUGCUACACCGGCCGAACUUGCUACACUAGUUGAACUUGCUAUUUUAACUGAUGUCACUACUGUCACUGAACCGAUUGCCCCCUAUGAAGCUUUUCUAAUAGUACCCGAUCAAGCUCCCCUGGAUAUUCGUGAGCACCUAGACAACCGUGGGGUUCCACCUGAUCGUUACUCACCAGAAGGCAAAGCGAGAUAUGCUAUUGCCCAUUAUGUGUCUGAUCACAGGUUAUCUCCUCAGUACAAAGUGUUUGUGACCAUAAUGGACAGUAUUAAAAUUUCAACUCGUGUUGAGGAGGCAUUUUAUGAUCCAAAAUGGGCUGAAGCCAUAAAUAUUGAAAUUGAGGUGUUGCAGAAAAAUAAUACAUGGGACAUUGUUGAUCUAUCAAAGGGAACGAAGCUUGUAGGAUACAGAUAG